This is a messenger RNA of Suncus etruscus (white-toothed pygmy shrew), 8976 nucleotides long. It is a transcript of the gene ANKRD12, whose product is annotated as ankyrin repeat domain 12. The transcript has 12 exons. Gene Ontology annotation, molecular function: protein binding. The record is from RefSeq and is a predicted model, not a curated record. NCBI's taxonomy places the organism in Eukaryota, Metazoa, Chordata, Mammalia, Eulipotyphla, Soricidae. Gene Ontology annotation, cellular component: nucleoplasm. Bases 46 to 6180 code for a protein of 2044 amino acids.
CAGGAUGAGAAGACUGAUGAAAGAAGCUAGCUGAACAGCUAUAAAAUGCCCAAAUCUGGGUUUACAAAACCAGUUCAGAGUGAAAAUUCUGACAGUGACAGCAAUAUGGUAGAAAAACCAUAUGGAAGAAAGAGUAAAGACAAGAUUGCAUCCUAUAACAAAACUCCAAAAAUUGAUCGAAGUGAUGUGGGGAAGGAAAUGAAAGAGAAAUCAUCCAUGAAACGUAAACUUCCUUUUACCAUUAGCCCAUCAAGAAAUGAAGAUCGAGAUUCAGACACAGAUUCAGAUCCAGGACAUACAAGUGAAAAUUGGGGGGAGAGACUUAUAUCUUCUUACAGGACAUAUUCAGAGAAAGAAGGUCCAGAAAAGAAGAAGACAAAAAAGGAAACUGGAAGUAAGAAGUCCACACCAGUUAGUAUUCUUUUUGGUUAUCCAUUGUCAGAGAGAAAGCAGAUGGCACUUCUUAUGCAGAUGACAGCAAGAGAUAAUAGUCCAGAAUCUACUCCAAAUCAUCCAUCAUCACAAACAUCAGCCCAAAAGAAAACUCCCAGUUCUUCAUCUCGACAAAAAGAUAAAGUUAACAAAAGAAACGAACGUGGUGAAACUCCUUUACACAUGGCAGCUAUUCGUGGAGAUGUGAAACAAGUCAAAGAAUUAAUAAGUUUAGGGGCAAAUGUGAAUGUCAAAGAUUUUGCAGGUUGGACACCACUGCAUGAAGCUUGUAACGCUGGAUAUUAUGAUGUUGCUAAAAUAUUGAUAUCAGCUGGAGCAGAUGUUAACACACAGGGAUUAGAUGAUGACACUCCACUUCAUGAUUCUGCAAGUAGUGGACACAGAGAUAUAGUGAAAUUGUUACUUCGUCAUGGUGGAAAUCCAUUUCAAGCUAAUAAACAUGGGGAGCGACCAGUGGAUGUAGCAGAAACAGAGGAGCUGGAGUUGCUGCUAAAAAGAGAAGUUCCUUUAUCUGAUGAUGAUGAAAGUUACACAGAUUCUGAAGAACCUCAGUCUGUAAAUCCUUCCAGUGUUGAUGAAAAUAUUGACUCUGAAACAGAGAAGGAGACAAUCAUCUGUGAAAGUAAACAGAUACUUCCCAGUAAAGCACCUCUUCCAUCUGCCCUUGAUGAGUAUGAGUUCAAAGAUGAUGAUGAGGAAGAAAUAAAUAAAAUGAUUGAUGACAGGCAUAUACUUAGGAAAGAGCUACGAAGAGAGAGUGAAUCUGAAAUAGAAAAGAAUAGUUUAUUUUCAAAGCAAGAAAAAGCUUUCUAUCCUAAGUCAUUUAAAAGUAAAAAACAAAAACCAUCUAGAGUUCUAUACUCAAGCUCUGAAAGUUCAGAUGAAGAAAUUCUUCAGAACAAAAAGGUCCCUGCUACGUGCUCUGCUCCUGAGACAUCAAAUUCUGAUAUACAAAGCAAAAAGGAAUAUGGAGUUUCAAAUGAACACAAACAGAAAGGCAAAGUUAAAAGAAAAUUAAAGAACCAGAACAAAAAUAAAGAAAAUCAAGAGUUAAAGCAAGAAAAGGAAGGAAAAGAAAAUACUAGAGUAACAAAUAUGACACUGAAUACUACACUAGAGUGUUCAGAUAAGACCAGAGAAGAGACAAGUUUUAGGAAGUCUUAUAGCCCAAAAGAUGAUAGUUCAUUGCAUUUAUUUCAUAUUUCCACUGGUAAAUCUCCAAAACACUCUUGUGGACUAUGUGAAAAGCAGUCAGCACCACUAAAACAUGAACAUACUAAAACAUGUUUAUCACCAGGAAGUUCUGAAAUGUCAUUACAGCCUGAUCUUGUUCGGUUUGAUAAUACAGAAUCUGAAUUUUUACCAGAAAGUUCAAAUGUAAAAUCUUGUAAGCAUAAGGAAAAAAACAAACAUCAGAAAGAUUUUCAUUUAGAAUUUGGUGAAAAAGCAAAUUCCAAAGUGAAAGAUGAAGAACAUAGUCCAACAUUUGAAAAUUCUGAUUGCACGCUGAAAAAAAUGGAUAAAGAAGGCAAAACAUUAAAAAAGCAUAAAUUGAAGCACAAGGAUAGGGAAAAAGAAAAGCAUAAAAAAGAAAUUGAUGGUGAAAAGGAAAAAUACAAAAAUAGGGAUGGCACUAAAGAGCUGCAGCGAAGUGUGGAAUUUGAUAGAGAAUUUUGGAAAGAAAAUUUUUUUAAAAGUGAUGAGACUGAAGACCUGUUUUUAAAUGUUGAACAUGAGUCCCUAAUGUUAGAAAAAAAGUCUAAAUUGGAGAAAAACUUAAAAGAUGACAAAUCAUUGAAGGAAAAGUAUGUCUCAAAAGAGAGGAACUUUAAAGAAGAAAGAGAAAAGAUUAAAAAGGAAAGUGAGAAAUCUUGUAGGGAGGAAAAAUCAAAAGAUUUAAAAGAAGAAAAAGGAGAGGUUAUACCAAUAGAUAAAGAGACAGAAUUCAGUUCUGUAGGCAUAAGUGCCAGUGAGGAAUCUGUGGGGUUAUAUGCAAUGGAAAAAGAAACAGAAAUUGAAAAGCAUACAAAGGAAAGUAAGGACAAAUCUGAAAAACGAUUUCAAACUAAAGAAAAGGAUAUUGAGAAAAGUGAAAGAAAAAAUUCAGAGAAAGAGAAAAAGAUCAAACAUGAACAUAAGUCAGAGAAUAGUGAAUGUAUUGAUAGAAUAAAAGAAAAAGACAAACUGUGCUCACAUCACACCGAAAAAUGUCACAAGGAAAGUGAGAGAAUAAAAAGUGUUACUGCUAUCAAAAAAAUGGAUGAUAGAGAGAGAAUUCGAGAAAAAAUGGAUAGAAAACAUGACAAAGAAAAACCUGAAAAAGAAAAACAUCAAUUGGAAAAAAAAUAUAAGCAAUCAGACAAUAAUGACUAUACUAAAACAGAAAAAAGCAAAAAUAAAGAAAAAGAGAGGGAGGUAGAUAAAAAGGAAAAAUCUAAAGAUAAAGAAAGUGCCAGUAUAAAUAAUUCCAAACAUUUCCAGGAAGAGAAGAAGUCAAGCAUGACAGAUGGUAAUAAAGCACAACAUGAAAAAUCUUUAUCCAUUAAAGAAAAAACAAGAGAUGAACCUUUGAGAACCCCAGAUGGAAAAGAAAAAGAUAAAAAAGAUAAAGAUAUAGACAGAUACAAAGAACGAGACAAACAUAAGGACAAAGUCCAGUUAAAUAACUUACUCAAACUAAAAUCUGAAGUAGAUAAAUCUAAACUUAAGUCAUCACCAGCAUCAAAAGAUACUCGGCCUAAAGAAAAGAGGUUAGUAAAUGAUGAUUUAAUGCAAACAAGUUUUGAACGAAUGCUAAGCCUUAAAGACCUAGAAAUAGAACAGUGGCAUAAAAAACACAAGGAAAAGAUUAAGCAGAAAGAAAAGGAACGGCUAAAAAAUCGUAAUUGUUUAGAACUCAAAGCAAAAGAAAAAUCAAAGCAUUCAUCAUCUGAGUCCAAAAAUAAGGAACUUACUAGGUCAAAGAGUUCAGAACUGACUGAUGUUUAUGCCAAGGAGAAACAAUCUAAAGAUGCUGUAAGUAACAGAUCACAAUCUGUUGACAACAAAAAUAUUAAUUUAGUAAAGUCUUUUGUUUCAGAAAGUAAUUUAAACAAGUCUCCCAGAUCAGAACCUGAAAAGCCAGGUCUCAGCUCCAGAUCCGUAUCCAUGAUUUCUGUUGCUAGCUCAGAAGAUUCCUGCCAUACUACAGUGACAACACCAAGGCCUUUAGUUGAGUACGACUCUGACUUUCUGUUAGAGGGUUCAGAUUCCCAAAUGUCCUUUUCCCAGUCACCUUUUCUGCCAGUUGCCAAAUCUCCUGCACUUCAUGAAAGAGAGUUGGAUAAUCUGUCUGAACUGCCAGAGAGAAGUAAGCUACCUUACACUAGCAGGCUUCCAACGUCCCAUCUCAGGUCAUCUUCUAUAGAAGAUGUUAAGGUGAUUUUAAGUGAGGGGAGACCGACUGUAGAGAUUCGACGAUGUAGCAUGCCAUCUGUCAUUUGUGAGCAUAUAAAACAGUUCCAAACAUUUUCAGAAGAAAGCAAUCAGGGUGGCUUAACUGUACCAAGAGAUAAUUGUCCCUCUCCCAAACUUGAGGUAUCCUCAAAUGUGCCUGAAAGAGAACUUUCGUGUGUAUCUAGCAUACAUUCCAGUUCUGCAGCUUCUCCACCUAGUUGUGUAAACAACAAAUAUAUUUCAGCUGAUACAAAUGUUAUCAAUAGUACUUCCUCAGUGGGUACUUUAAUGGACAGUUCAGCACAUUUAGAGUCUUCUAACCAGGUUGGUGUGAUCCAGAAUAAAUCAUGGGAGAUAGCUGUUGAUAGUUUGGAACCAUUAAGCACCAAUGAUUAUAUGAGCCCUAGUGUUAGUACUCUUGAUCAGGAUUCCUCUGUUCAGGAUUUUUGUAAUUCUGAAAACAAAGUAAUGAAAGAAAAGAGUACUGACUUCUUAUCCCUACACCAGGCUGACUUGCCAGGAAUUUCUUGUGCUCAGGAUUCUGUGUCCUUUCUGUCUUCACAACAAUCUUAUUCUCUCCAUAGUCAAUCACUUGCAGACGCUGACUCUAUUUCUAAGCAUAUGUCUUUGUCUUACGUUGUCAGUCAAGAGCCAGGUGUUUUGCAACAGAAAAAUGCAGUCCAGAUGAUCAGCUCUGUUUUAGAUACUGAUAAUGAAUGUGCAACAGAUAUGGAAAAUACUUUUGUUUUAACAGAUGUUCAGAAAACAGAUACCUUUGUUUCAAUUUACUCUGAACGAACUGCACAAGAUGCAUCACCAAAUUUUGAGAAGGCUAGUACUUUGCCUGUAUUACCAUCAGAAAAGGACUUUAAUGGAGGUGAUACCUCAUCCCAGAUUAACACACAUUAUGCAUUUAGCAAGCUAAUAUUUAAGUCUUCCAGUGACCAUGAGGUCGAAAAUAGCACUUCUGAUACUCAGGUUAUUUCGCCUGAAAAAGAAAACAAAGUGGAGACUUUGGUUUUAACUCAUUUGAAUGACAAGUGUGACUCUGAUUUAUGUGAAAUGAAUGUAGGGAUGCCAAAAGGAAAACUGCAUGAACUAGAUAAUACAAAACAUUGUCCUGAAAGUGAAAAGUGUUUACUUUCUAUUGAAGAUGAAGAAUCGCAACAAAGCACUUUAUCAAGUCCGGAAAAUCAUUCACAACAAUCAGCACAACAAGAAAUGCAUAAGUAUGGUCAGUUAAUUAAAGUAGAAUUGGAAGAAAAUGGUGAAGAUGAUAAAAAUGAAAGCCAAAUCCCUCAAAGGAUGACUAGAAACAAAGCAAAUACAAUGGCAAAUCAAAGCAAACAGAUUCUUCAUAGCUGUGCAGUGUUAUCUGAAAAAGAUAAUGAAUCUGCUUCACCUCGGGGAAGAAUAAGACUAACAGAAGAGGAUGAUCCUCAAAUUCACCACCCACGAAAAAGGAAAGUAUCACGUGUACCUCAGCCUGUGCAAGUGAGUCCCUCUUUACUACAAGCAAAAGAGAAAACUCAGCAGUCUCUGGCAGCCAUUGUAGAUUCUCUAAAACUAGAUGAGAUUCAGCCAUACAGUUCAGAGAGAGCCAAUCCGUAUUUUGAAUACUUGCACAUAAGAAAAAAGAUAGAAGAAAAGCGAAAAUUGUUAUGUAGUGUUAUUCCACAAGCUCCUCAGUAUUAUGAUGAAUAUGUGACAUUUAAUGGAUCAUAUCUCCUGGAUGGAAACCCCUUAAGCAAGAUUUGCAUUCCCACAAUUACACCACCACCUUCACUGUCAGAUCCUCUUAAAGAGCUAUUUCGACAACAGGAAGUUGUAAGGAUGAAACUACGUUUACAGCACAGUAUUGAAAGGGAAAAACUCAUUGUAUCCAAUGAACAGGAAGUUUUACGAGUUCAUUACAGAGCUGCAAGAACAUUGGCAAAUCAAACCUUGCCAUUUAGUGCAUGCACUGUUUUACUGGAUGCAGAAGUAUACAGUGUGCCAUUGGAUGCUCAGUCUGAUGACAGUAAAACUUCUGUGAGGGAUCGCUUUAAUGCAAGACAGUUCAUGUCGUGGCUGCAAGAUGUGGAUGAUAAAUUUGACAAGUUAAAGACCUGUCUUUUAAUGAGGCAGCAACAUGAAGCUGCAGCUUUGAAUGCCGUCCAACGAUUAGAAUGGCAGCUGAAACUCCAGGAACUUGACCCUGCCACCUAUAAAUCUAUCAGCAUUUAUGAAAUCCAGGAGUUCUAUGUCCCCCUUGUUGAUGUUAAUGAUGACUUUGAAUUGACUCCCAUAUAGAGUUUACUUCCUGGUGUGUCCUCUUAAACUGAUACGGCUCAAGAGUGUUAAUACUGCAGGCAUACUUCCUUGGGACAAAGAUAUUAUUAAAAUGCCUUUAAAAUUGUUAGCAAAGUUCAACUAAAGUUGGUUAUGUAGUAAACACUGUUUUAUAAAAAGUGGAAUGAAUUAUUUUGGAUCCUAGAUCCAAACUAUUUCUAACUGAAGCUAUUAUUUAUAUUGAUGAGAGAGGUAACUAUUACUUUAGAGCAGCAUUUCUCAACCAGGGGCCAUAUAGACAGACCCCCUAUAAACUUCUAGGAUAGUCCAAGGUUAAAAGCAAACAAAAAUCCUGUAAAUGAGGGAGUCACCAAGCCACAGAAAGGAAACAGGUCAGAAGGGGACCACAGACAGAAUGUUGAGAAACACUGCUUUAGAGCAUGUUGCCAGACUGGUAGAGAUUUAGAAAGUUGAGAAUUGGCUAACAACGCUGGAAGUUGUUAGCCUUCUAAGUAAUAAGAUAACCACUAGUAUUCAGCUCUCCGAGUUUCAUUAAAAUACAUAAGUAAACUAAAAGAUUCAGUUCCUACCAAAUAGUUUCUAAUAUAGAGGGAAAUCUUGGCACAACCUUUCUUCAGUUUGUUAUUAUCUGUAAAUUAAUUGUACAGUUUUCUUUUCAGAGUUUUAAUAGUCUUCCUUUUUAAUAACUUAUUUUAUACAUAUUGUGCAGAUGUAAAUCUUGUAAUUAACGGUCAAAAUGUAUACAAAGGUAGUCAAAACAUGUACAAAGGUAUAAUUAAUUAUAAAAUUGUUUGUCUAUGUUUUAUUGGACCAAAGUUGUAAUUUGUAUGGAGUGUAGUAUUAGUGUGUUCUGGAAGCAAAACUUUCAAAUAAGGCAUGCAUGUGUUUGAGUUAGCUUGUUUUUCAUCACCAUAUUUGUAAAGAUUGUGACUUAGUUGUAUUGCAUGCAUCCUAUAAUUUAAUUCUCUUCAUAAUUGAUGCUUAAAGGUAAUAUAAGAUGUUUCAUACUAGACUCCUGGGAUUGUUCCUGUGACUCAAAAUGUUGGACAUAUUACUUAGAAUUAGUUAUUCCAAAAAAAGCUCUGUUUUCAUCUCACAGUAGAGCCUAUAUAACUCCCCAAAAAUGCCUUUGAAAAUUCUGAAAUUGUAAAUGUCUAUUUUAAUACUCAACUAUGAAAGAAUCUGUGAAUAUAUGUAAAUAUGUUUAAUAAAUUUUAUUGGUCAUGUUAAAUCAUUGUAAAACUUUUUUACAUUGCUUAAAUAUAAUGUUUUAAGCUUAAUAGCCUUUGCACUUUUAAAAUAAAAACUGAGUACUCAAAUCAAAAGAUAUAUUUGGUAGUCAAAAUAAGUAAAGGAAUUUUAGGUAAUUCUGAUGAAUGCAGAUAAACCUCUGCAGUAUUGAUGAAAAUCUAAUAUGUUGUAUUUUUUCCUUGUAUCAAGAUGCAAAAAAUAUAAUUUUCAGAAUUUUAUAAUUUAAUAUUUGGUAUGCUGUUUUUAAUAGCAAUAUGCUUAGAAAAAUUACAGAUUCCUAUAACAUGGGAUAGAUUAAAUAUUCAGGAAUGUUUUAGAUUUGAAACUGCUGCUGAAAUUAAACAUUUUUCAAAGGAAAAUUAGAUUAGUAUAAAGUUGACCAUAAGUGUGUGAAAAAUAUAUACAGAACUUCCCAAAAUACUUUGUUGACUUAUUUAUUUAUAAAAUAAUAUGGAAUUUUUAAUUCUGAUGAAAAUACAAAAAAAGAAUUAUGUGGAAUAAAGUGUGAUUUAAAUUUAUCUUGAAAGUUAAAAAUCCCAGUUUAUGGGAGAGAAUGUAAAAUUUGAAGUUUUAGAGUGCAAAGGUAUAUAUUAAGCUUAGGGAUUUUUGGGUUUUUACAUCAGUUUAUAUUUUAAUUCAUACUGUACUUGGCAUGCGCAAUAAAGAAGCACGUGUACAAAAUACACAGUGCAAAGACUUUAUUAUAAAAGUUGGAUGUAGUAUUUAGAAAUUUAGAUGAAAGAUUUUGGCCUUUUUUUUUAUUGGAUAAAAUGUGGCCAAGAAAGGCAGGGUAGAUUUUGAAGCACUGGUUUUGUUGAAGUUAAGUUUAUUAAGGCUUGGAACAUUAAAAGCUAAUUUAUAAAAGCAAUACUUUUAAUAUGAAAAAAUUAACGCAAAUUUUGUUUGUACUAUUGCCUGAACAUUACAAAGGUUAUUGAGUCUUGAAAGUAUAGAAAAUCUGAAAAAGGGUAGUUGAUAGCAUUUUGUUCUGAUCCAGUCAGAGGAAUAGGAAGAGGAAACCAGUGUUUGGCCAAACAUAACAAGCUAUAGAAGAGGAAGAGCAAGCAAUCUAGAAUCUGGCAUAUUACAGUCACCCUAGUUUAUUAACUACAGUCCUCAACCACUUCAGUUGUACCUCAAGGAACUGAAGCGUGUCUGUCAUGAUUCUGCUUCUAUAUAUUUCCUUUGUAAAAUGACUCAAAGCUGAUUGGGAUAAUAUAAAAGAAAAGUGAAUGCCUUCUUGGGAAUUUAAGGAAUUUAUAGUUAAGACCUUUUGAUAUUAAAUAUAUUCUGAAGUUCUGAAAUGCUAGAAAAGCUUGGAAUGCGGUAUAUGCCUAAACGGAUUUGAGAUUCUGAAAAGAAAUAAAAAUGGUUAGUAAUCAGUGAUUUUUUUAAACUUCAAAUAUCAUGAACAAGAUACUAAAUUGUAUUGAAGAAUUUGUAUUUCUUUAAAUCUUGUUCUAAAUCAUAUCUGUUUAAUAAAUGACUAGUUGGUAUUUGUGCAUGUUAUUUAAUAAAGAGUUAUAUUUUUAUAAAAAAAUGAAA